Molecule: messenger RNA, 1343 nt
Organism: Cydia pomonella (codling moth)
Lineage: Eukaryota; Metazoa; Arthropoda; Insecta; Lepidoptera; Tortricidae
Exons: 2
Coding region: 164-1258 (364 amino acids)
Source: RefSeq, a predicted model, not a curated record
UUUUAUUAAAAUUUUAUGUCGUAAUAUCGAAUCUAAUUAAUCGAGUUAUCGAUUUGACUUGACACUUCACAGGUUUGCCGUAAUAUUGGAAAUUUGACAUUUCUGUUUUGUUUUGAUUUGAUAUGGUAAAUAACAUAUAUAAAAAAAAAUCAGGCAAAACUAAAUGGCUCACCCUAAAGCUAUUCUCUUCUUAGCAGAGACCAAAGUUUAUAGCAGCGAGGACAGUGAUUCAGGCAGCUGGAGUGAUGUGUGUAGCCUUAAAGCUGAAGAUGAUUCUUCAGAGUACGAGAGUCAGAAUGAAGAAGAUACGCUAUUUUUCCCAUUAAUGCAAUAUUUAAUAAGACUGAGACGUCGAAGAGUUGAUGAUUAUCUUCAUAUUGUGGAUUCGUGGACAGAUGGUGAAUUCAAGAAUCGCAUGCGACUUUCACGAAAGACAGCUUAUCGGCUUAUUGAUGACUUAGAAAAAUCAGGAUUUAUUGCAUCACACAAGUUUGGAUUGAAGCCAUUGGAACCUAAGUUAUGUUUCUACAUUUUCUUAUCAUUUAUUGCGAAUACCGAGCCACUAACACCUAUAGCUACUAAAUUUGAUAUCUCCAUAUCAUCAACUUUCAGAGUUAUAAGAAGAGUUGUAGCUUGGAUGUUGACCAAAUUAAAUGAUGCCAUCAAGUGGCCACAAAACUAUAUUGAAUUCAGAACAAUUUGUGAUGCCUUCCAGUUGAAAACUGGGAUUUCAAAUACAAUAGGAGUAAUUGACUGCACUAAUAUUAAAAUAGAAAAACCUAAAAAUGCUAGAGAUUACUGCAACCCUAAAGGAUAUUAUUCAAUAAUUUUGCAAGCAACUGUGGACUCCCACAUGAGAUUUACAAAUAUUUUUUGUGGCGAACCAGGAUCUUCUAACUGUGCUCGGGUUUUGAGGAAGUCACCUUUAUAUAAUACAGCAAUGGCUAACAGAGAUUCAUUAUUUCCACAUGACACUUUUCUCAUUGGACAUUCUGGUUAUCCAGCUCUGCCGUGGCUAGUGCCGCCUUUUAGAGAGAACAAGCGUUUAACAACCCAACAGAGAGAAUAUAACACAAUACAUGCAUCUACUAGGAAGAUAAGUGACAAAGCGUUUAAUCUGCUCAAAGGAAGAUUUCGCAGGAUAAAACUUUUCACUGUGUAUAGAAAUAUAGCUUUUAUCACAGACACCAUUGUUGCUGCUUGCAUUCUACAUAACUACUGUAUAAAUGAAAAUGAUCAUCUUGAAGAAAAUGAAUAAGACUGUUAAUCAAGGAUGAUGCUGUAUACUUUUAUUUUUUAAGUAAGUAUAGAAUAAAAUAUGUAAAGUAGUUUGUUUAAUAACA